GAAAAAUAUUGAAGAAGGGUUGCCAAAGCUGACCGCAGAAUAGGAACAACUAAUAGUAAUUCUUAUUCUGUGGCCAGACCUUGAAGAAAAGUAAAGUUCGCGAGCCUUGUGUGCUAAAGGCCAAAGCAAAAUAUAAAAGCAAAGAUGUGUCCAAUAAAGAAAAAAUUUUUGGUUGAUGGUGGCAUUAACUCGAUUGGUGAGAAAAAGGAUGAGAACAGAAAAGCAAACAUAAGAGUGAUGUACUUAACAAUGACAAUGACCAUGUUAGGGAUAGCAGUAGGUGUGUCGUCAACCUGGCCAUAUCUGCAAAAAAUUGACUCAGAGGUUAGCCCAGAGUUUUUAGGCUGGACAAAUUUUGGAUUUAAUCUCGUGGCAAUAGGCUCUGAUGUGCUGCUUGGAAGAUGGAUGCAUUUGAGGUCUUGCAGAGAACCACUUAUAGGUUCCAUUUUUGCUGGAAUCCUGUCUGGGCUGUUAUAUGCAAUUGCGCAGGGUGUUGGAGGGGAUAAUGGACUAUGGAUUGUCCUUGUUUCCAGAUUAUUCCUUGGCUUUACCAGAGGUAACCUGACAAUAACAAGGGCAGUGGUAUCAGAAUCAACUACACCAGAGGAGAGGUCCCAUGCCAUGAUCAAUUUAGUCAUUUCAAUGACAGGUGGUUUCGCUUUGGGGUCAGGUAUUCAAGCACUGAUCUCACUACUUGGUGAAAGAGAAUUAUAUAUUAGUGCCCUAAGACUACAUUUCAACUUGUAUACAAUUCCUGCAUACCUCCUUGUAUGUCUUGGCAUCAUCAAUGGAUUACUUAUUUUCCAUUUCGUCAAAACGGCUCCUAAAAAAGAAGAGUCGAGGCGCCAGACCGAUAAAGAAGAAAAGCCUUUUAAAGGAAAACUGCUCACUUGUUUAACGUUAAUCGGGAUGUUUGCAAUUACCAAUUUCUGCUUAUCACUCAUGGAGACUUUAACAACCCCAUUUGUGCAACACCAGUUUUCACUGACAAGAGCCAAAGCUGUCUGGUACGGUGGAAUAGUCUUCACAUGUCAAGGUCUUAUCGGAAUUUGUCAGCAAGGAGUUCUUAGAUUUCUUGUUUUGAGAUUUUCUGACCGUCUUGUUGUAGCAGUUGUUUAUGGCUGUCUGAUGCUAUCCUUUCUACUUUAUAUACCACUUGGAAACACACCACUGAUGGUUGCAGAGGAAUUCGCUGGCAACAUCACUCGGAAUGGCACUUCGGGACAGCAGCAGUUUGUGGGCUGCCCAGCAAGUUUUGAUUGGUGUAGAGACACUCCCCAGAUUUGGAUGCCACAGUAUGUGUUUGGAGCCGUUUUUUUUGCCAUUGGCUACUCUUCUUGUCUAGGUCUUUUGGUAUCAAUUUACACAAAAAUUGUUGCUGCAAAAAGACAGGGAAAAGUUGUCAGCUUGAUAUCAUCAUCUGGUAAUUUGGGACGUCUAACGGCACCCAUCCUAGGAUCAACUUCUUACGUAACCAUUGGACCAGGCUACACGUAUACGUGGGUAUUCUGUGCAUUGCUAGCCUUCUUUUUAGCAUAUUUAAUUCAGUUCAAGAAAAUGAUUCCGAGUCCCGUGAAACUGGACCAAGACGAGUUUUCCAUCAACGAGAGUGAAUCGGCAGAUGAUCUUGUACUUUUUGUUACCCCAGUCUAGCCCUUUUUUAAUUACAAUCCGUUCUCAACCUUGAAGAAACUUGAGAAGGUGCAAUAAUAGAGAAGAUACCGUAUUUAAGACCCCAUCCACCGCUGUAACAUCUUAUAUUGGUUUCGAUAUUGCACCUUCGUUUAGUUAACUUAUAAUAGCGACUACCGCUUGAUAGGCCCUCCCUCUAAUAAGCGUCGUUUCAUUUACAAAUAGUUUCUCAAGGACCACCGUUAAUUAGGAUUUCGCGACAACAACCCCCCCCCCCCCGAACCCCUUUUAUCAGCGAGGCACUUCCCAACUUAAAACUUCAAUCGUUUUCUUUUAAAGAAUGCCUUGCUUCAAGUAGAAAGGAUUUUUCUUUUGCUCACUUUUCAAAUAACAUCGUCAUUAAUUUUUCGCCUCACCUUCGCACGCAAAUUUCUUAUUAGCGCAGCAAAGCCAAUUAAAAGUUAUACGGUAUAUUUUAUAAAUUGUUUGGGAAUAAUUCUUCUUGAAAUUUUGACUAGAUUUUGUAACUUUUUUUAAAAAAGAUGUUGAAUGUUUUUCAGUUAGCGAUCUUUUAUACAAGUUGCAACUGGCUUGACAAAGGUUAAAAACCUUGGAAAAUUUUUUUGUUUCGUGAUAUAUGCAUUGCUACAAUCCUGGCCAAAAGUUAUUGGACUGGCUGGCAAAUUGUAGUAUUGUAGUAAUUGUAGUAAUAUUUUUGCGGAAAAGUUGCAUUUUUAAUGGUUUUUUCCUCCAGUCCACUAACACUAACCUUUUGGCCAGGAUUGUAGAUAUUUAUUUAUCGCCUUGAAUUAAACCCCUAGGAAUACAUCCUUGUAUGUAAUUUCGCAAAUUUUUUGCAGAUAGAGUAUCAGAUUUUCAUCUCUUUCAAAUUUCAAUGCCAUGAAAUGAAAAACGAAUUUUUUU
Molecule: messenger RNA, 2556 nt
Organism: Rhopilema esculentum
Lineage: Eukaryota; Metazoa; Cnidaria; Scyphozoa; Rhizostomeae; Rhizostomatidae
Product: major facilitator superfamily domain-containing protein 8
Biological process (GO): transmembrane transport
Cellular component (GO): lysosomal membrane
Molecular function (GO): transmembrane transporter activity
Source: RefSeq, a predicted model, not a curated record